Messenger RNA from Terrapene triunguis (Three-toed box turtle), 3892 nucleotides. RefSeq names its product contactin associated protein 1 (gene CNTNAP1). The coding region runs from base 144 to 3812 and encodes 1222 amino acids. NCBI's taxonomy places the organism in Eukaryota, Metazoa, Chordata, Testudines, Emydidae. The transcript has 23 exons. The record is from RefSeq and is a predicted model, not a curated record.
UGGUCGCUCCCCUUUACUCCUCAUCCAUCGGUGCCUCCUCCCGCUACAGCAUCUUCUACUCGUCCAGCUUCGCCCGGCUGCACAGCAGCAGUGGCUGGUCUCCAGACCCCAGCGACAAGCAGCCCUGGCUCCAGAUCGACCUGAUGCAGAAGCACAAGAUCAAUGCGGUGGCCACGCAGGGGACGUACAACACGUAUGACUGGGUGACGCGUUACAUCGUGCUGUACGGGGACCACCCCAGCAGCUGGAAGCCCUUCUUCCAGCUAGGGAGUAACUGGACGUUCUUUGGGAACGUGAACGAGAGCGGGGUGGUGCGCCACGACCUGCACUACCCCAUCCUGGCUCGCUACAUCCGCAUCAUCCCCCGGGCCUGGAACCCGCGAGGCAAGAUCGGCCUGCGCCUGGGCCUGUACGGCUGCCCCUACCGGUCUGAUGUGCUGUACUUCGACGGGGACGAUGCCAUUUCCUACCGCUUCCGCGGCAAAACUGUCCGCACUACCCAGGACAUCUUUGCCUUCAACUUCAAGACGAUGGAGCGGGAGGGGCUGCUGAUGCACGGCGAGGGCUCCCAGGGGGACUACAUCACCGUGGAGCUGAAACAGGCCCAGCUGGUGCUGCACAUCAGCUUAGGCAGCAGCCCGAUGCACUCCAGUCAGGGACACACCACGGUGACAGUGGGCAGCCUCCUUGACGACCAACACUGGCACUCACUGCGCAUUGACCGCCACGGUCACCACGUCAACCUGAGCCUGGACGGGGAGGUCAGACGCUUCCGCUGCAACGGGGACUUCCAGCAGCUGGACCUGGACACCGAGCUGUUCUUCGGCGGCGUGAUCAGUCAAAAGAAUCGGAGCCUGGUCUAUCGACAGAACUUCCGGGGGUGCAUGGAGAACAUCUUCUUCAACAGGGUCAACAUCAUUGACCUGGCCCGCAGGAGAGCGUCCAACAUCCGCUUCGAGGGCCACGUCAGCCACUACUGCCGGGAUCAGCUCUACAUGCCCAUCACCUUUGCUGGCAUCAACAACUACCUGGAAGUCCCAGGCAUCCCGCGCCGGAACCGCCUGUCCGUCAGCUUCAAGUUCCGCUCCUGGGACACGGUGGGGCUGCUGCUCUACACCAGCUUCGCCGAGCACCUGGGCUCCCUGGAGAUGGUACUGAGCAACGGCCAGGUCAACGUCUCCAUUGCCCAGCCCGGCCGCAAGAAGCUGGAAUUCGCUGCAGGGUACCGGCUGAACGACGGCUUCUGGCACAUGGUGGAGCUGGUGGCGCGGGACGGCUCGGCCGUGAUCACCAUCGACGACAACGACGGGGCCGAGUUCCGGGUGACCCACCCCUUCCAGCUGCGCACCGGGACCCAGUACUUCUUUGGAGGCUGCCCCAAACCCGCCGCCAUCACCGGCUGCCUCUCGAACCAAACAACCUUCCACGGCUGCCUGCAGAGCAUCAGCGUUGACGCCCAGCCUGUGGAGCUGGACCUGCUGAGGCAGGAGCGGCUAGGGAAACACUCCAACGUGUUCUUCAACAUGUGCAGCAUCGCCGACAGGUGCACCCCCAAUCUGUGCGAGCAUGGCGGCCGCUGCCUGCAGUCCUGGGAUGACUUCACCUGCGUCUGCAACCUGACGGGAUACAAGGGAGAGACCUGCCACAAAUCCCUUUACAAAGAGUCGUGUGACGCGUAUCGGCUCAGUGGGAAAACAUCUGGGAACUUCACCAUCGACCCUGAUGGCAGCGGGCCCCUCAAACCCUUCACCGUCUACUGCGACAUCCGAGCCUCAGAGGAUCGGGCCUGGACCAUCGUCCGGCACAACCGGUACUACGCCACGCGGGUGAGGGGCUCCAGUUUGGACCGGCCCUUCCUGGGCACGGUGGAGUACUGGAACGCCUCGUGGGCGGAGGUGGAGGCCCUGGCCAACGGCUCCGAGUACUGCGAGCAGCACCUGGAGUUCUCCUGCUACAGCUCCCGCCUGCUCAACACACCCUAUGGGCCGCCCUUCAGCUUCUGGAUGGGCCGCCACAACCAGCGCCAUUACUACUGGGGGGGCUCCCCGCCGGGCGUCCAGCGCUGCGCCUGCGGCCUGGACAAGAACUGCGCCGACCCCAAGCACUUCUGCAACUGCGACGCCGACCACGCCCAGUGGAGGACGGACAAGGGGCUGCUGAACUUCGUGGACCACCUGCCCGUCACCCAGGUCGUGGUGGGAGACACCAACCGCUCCCACUCCGAGGGCCAGUUCCUGCUGGGGCCGCUGCGUUGCUAUGGAGACCGGAACACCUGGAACACCGUCUCCUUCAACAAAGGCGCCUCCCUCGUGUUCCCCACCUUCCUGGCCAACCACAGCCUGGACAUUUCCUUCUACUUCCGAACCACCGCCCUGUCCGGGGUCUUCCUGGAGAACGGGGGCUGCAGGAACUACAUCCGCAUCGAGCUCAACACCACCAGAGACGUGGUGUUUGCGUACGACAUUGGGAACGGGGACGAGAACCUGACGGUGAGAUCCCCCGUCCCCUUCAGCGAUGACGAGUGGCACCAGGUGAAGGCCGAGAUCAACGUGAAGCUGGCGCGCCUGCGGGUGGACAAGCUGCCCUGGGUGGUGCGGCUGGCCCCACCCCAGAGCUACGUCCGGCUGGAGUUCGACAGGCCCCUCUACGUGGGCUCGGCCGAGCACCGGCUGCGCCCCUUCCUGGGCUGCCUGCGGGCGCUGCGCAUGAACGGGCGGACGCUGAACCUGGAGGGCAAGGCCAACGAGACGGAGGGCGUGCGGGUGAACUGCACCGGCUACUGCCAGGACCCGCGGGUGCCCUGCCAGAACAGCGGGCUCUGCGUGGAGCGCUACAGCCACUACACCUGCAACUGCAGCCUCUCCGCCUUCGACGGGCCCUUCUGCAACCGCGACAUCGGCGCCUACUUCGAGCCCGGCACCUGGGUUCGCUACAACAUCCUGCCGGCCGAGCUCUUGGCCGCCCGCGAGUUCGCCAGCAUCAGGAGCCAGCCGCUGCCGGGCUACAACCUGACCAGCGAGGAGCUCAGCUUCAGCUUCCGCACCGGCACCGCGCCCGCCGUCCUGCUCUACGUCAGCUCCUUCCGCAGGGACUACGUGGCCGUGCUCAUCCGCGAGGACGGGAGCCUGCACCUGCACUACCAGCUGGGCACCGGCCCCUACGUCUUCCCGCUGACCACCACGCCCGUGACGGAUGGGAGGCCCCAUCGCAUCAACAUCACCCGCAUCAACCGCACACUCUACACCCAGGUGGAUUAUUUCCCCGUCAUGGAAAAGCAGUUCUCCUUGUUAGUGGACAGGAAGCUGGACUCGCCCAAGAACCUGUACCUGGGGCGCGUGAUGGAGACAGGCAUGAUCGACCCCGAGAUCCAGAAGUACAACACGCCCGGCUUCUCGGGCUGCCUGUCAGGGGUGAAGUUCAACAGCAUCCUGCCCCUCAAAGCCAUAUUCCGCCCCAGCGGCAGGCUGGUGCCCUACAGCAUCAAGGGGGAGCUGGUGGAGUCCAACUGCGGCUCCAUGCCCCUCAGCAUCAUGGACAUCCCCCCCGAAAUGGACCCCUGGUACAUGGGCACAGAGUUCCCCCACGUGCACGACGACGGCUGGAUCGGGAUCAUCACUGGCUUUGUGACCUUCUUGCUGCUGCUCCUGGCCGGGCUGCUGCUGCUGCUGUAUCUCCACCACCACCGCUACAAGGGCUCGUACCACACCAACGAGCCCAAAGCCGUCCAGGACUACCACGGCCCCAGCAAGCCCCUGGUCCCACACAAGGACCAGAACCUGCCCCAGAUCCUGGAGGAGGCGAAAGGCGAAUAGCCACUGGCUGCAGGGGAAGGAAGGGGUUAAUGCCUCAAACGCUGGCACCUCCUGCGUGGUGGCGGGAGGGGACCAAGCGC